CCUGCCAGCUCACGCAGAGUCCUGUCCGCGCACGGAGAUGGAGCGAGAUGAGGUCUGAAAAGGAGCAAAUGACGGAGACUCAGGACAAGGGCGUCGUGGAAAUAAAGUUGAGGGACAACUCGGGAGACCAGGACAACAUUCCCAGGCAGAAAGAAGAGAAAAAGGAGGUUUUUACGAAGGUGGUCAUUCGAAGGCUCCCACCUCACCUGACCAAGGAGCAGUUAGAAGAACAACUCAGCCCGCUUCCUUCGUUUGAUUACUUUGAGUUCUUCCCUGCUGAUCAAAGUCUGUACCCACAUUUGUUCUCUAGAGCCUACAUCAACUUCAAAAACCAGGAUGAUAUCCUUUUGUUCAGAGAUAGAUUCGAUGGCUACGUCUUCAUUGACAACAAAGGUCAGGAGUUCCCUGCUGUGGUAGAGUUUGCCCCCUUCCAGAAAGUCUCCAAAAAGAAGCUAAAAAAGAAAGAUGCUAAAUCUGGAAGUAUCGAGGAAGAUCCGGAAUACAAACGCUUCUUGGAGAACUACUCAUGCGAUGAGGAGAAGUCGAUGGCCAACCCUGAGACCCUUCUGGGGGAAAUUGAGGCUAAAACCAAAGAGCUUAUAGCCAAAAGGACAACACCCCUGUUGGAGUACAUCAGAAACAAGAAAAUGGAAAAACAGCGAAUACGAGAGGAAAAGCGUGAGGAGCGACGGCGGCGAGAGUUUGAGAAGAAGCGACAGCGAGAGGAGGAGAAACGAAAGCGACGUGAAGAGGAGCGGCGCAAACGGAAAGAAACUGAGAAGCAGAAGAAACUCACAGACAAAGACAUCAAAAUUAAGCUGCUGAAGAAAAGCGACAGGGACGAUGACAUGGACUCAGACAACGUAAAAGACAAAAGUGAAGUCGGGGAAAUGGAAAGGGAGAAAUGGGAAAAGACGGCUGGACAGAUGAAGUUAAAGGAUUCCAAGGAAAAAAGUCAGCCUGAAAGUGACAAGGAGGCAGCAAGCAGCCGAAGGCAGCGAGACAAGGAGCAUCGCGGGAAAGAUGACGACAGGAAGCGUCAGAGGCACCACUACGACUCGGACAAGUUCACGCGGCGCAAAGACGAGACCAAGUGGGGCAAGGGCUACUGCCAGGACCGCACCAAGAAGGAGGGCCAUCACCACACCUACUCCUUCUGCCCUGAUAGCGGCGACCAGCAGAUGAAGGAGGACAGGGACGAGCUGGCAAACAGAAAGGAGCGCCUCCGAAACAAGGUGAGCGAGAAGGACCGCCCGGCCAUGCAACUGUACCAGCCCGGCGCGCGAAAUCGCAAGGGUGUCAACUCGGCUGGCAAAGGCUAUGACUGCAUGCCAGUAGGCCACUCGCCCGAAGGAGAGGUGGCGGGAUGCUUCGAGGUGGUCGCCAUGGCAGCGGUGCAGGACAAAGCAUAUGACAACAGCAAUGAUGAGCAAUUGUAAGAGAAUAAUAGGGUUUCAAACCAAUCAUCAUAUUUAUCUUCUGACAGUGUACAUAACAUUAAAUUAUUUUCGAUACAUUCCACUAUGUUUGAAUUGUAUAAAUGAAUGGCACAAGGCUACACUUUUAUUGUGGAAUGAAAAUCAUAUGGUGAA
Messenger RNA from Syngnathus acus (greater pipefish), 1592 nucleotides. RefSeq names its product UPF3A regulator of nonsense mediated mRNA decay (gene upf3a). NCBI's taxonomy places the organism in Eukaryota, Metazoa, Chordata, Actinopteri, Syngnathiformes, Syngnathidae. Gene Ontology annotation, molecular function: telomeric repeat DNA binding. Gene Ontology annotation, biological process: positive regulation of translation; nuclear-transcribed mRNA catabolic process, nonsense-mediated decay. Gene Ontology annotation, cellular component: cytoplasm; nucleolus. The record is from RefSeq and is a predicted model, not a curated record.